Messenger RNA from Saccostrea cuccullata (small rock oyster), 1357 nucleotides. Its product is annotated as probable tubulin polyglutamylase ttll-15. Gene Ontology annotation, biological process: protein modification process. The record is from RefSeq and is a predicted model, not a curated record. The transcript has 11 exons. The coding region runs from base 302 to 1357 and encodes 351 amino acids. NCBI's taxonomy places the organism in Eukaryota, Metazoa, Mollusca, Bivalvia, Ostreida, Ostreidae.
CAAUGUUGACAUAGUUAUUCUGUGUUAAGGAUAUAAAACUGAUUUAUCUUUAUCAGAACAGGAUUCAGGACUUGUAUCCACCAGGCCAUUCAAUAUUCAAGUAUCCCGCAAGCAGUUCAGUAAUCAAGCAGUAUGAGAUGACAUUAUUUAACCUCAAUAUAAAGACAGGGACUCGAACCUCAGAUAAUUAUCACAGGUAAUGAUGUAGUCUGAAAUAAACUCCAAUGUUAGCUGUUCAUCAGCUGUCCUUGCUGGACCAAACAGAAGAAAUCUACCCCAAUACUAUACAGCAGAGAGAAACAUGAACAGCUUGGGCUCAUCAUACCAAAAGUUACAGGACAGCUCUCUACCAACAUUUGGAAAACCCAAACCUAAGAUGAAGAAGCCUGGUCGCUUCUUCUCACUAGUGAUUGUAGUGUUGGGACUGGGGAUAGUUCUUACUCUGCUGAAUAUCUACGAGCUUCAUAAAAUGAGGGAAACUGGGGCAUUACAACAGGUCAGUCAGCCACAGGUGGAGGCAGGGACAGGAAAACACGCGGUCAGGAUGCCAGUAGUGUGGGUGGCGGGCAAAAAGCUGGAGUCCGGAUACUUGAAGCAUGUGUUUGCAGUAUUUGAGAGGAUAGGAUAUGUAGUGGGUGAUGGUGAAUCUGAAUUUGAUGUACUCUGGUCACAUGAAUAUCCGUUUGAACAGCUGGCCAAAAAAAUCUCAGAUCUCAAGCCUCAUCAGAAGGUAAACCAUUUCCCAGGGUCAGGAUACAUUACCAAUAAGGUCAGUCUAGCUGUCUCCAACAAUCCGUAUAUACCCAGAGCCUUCAAGAUUCCCAAGGAAAAGGACAAAUUUCUACAAUAUGCAGAGGAGCACCCAGACAACUUGUGGGUCCAGAAGAGAAACAGUCACAGAGGAAUCAAGAUCAAACGUGUACAAGAACUGGAUUUGUCAGACGAAGGCUCCUUUGUUCAGGUGUUUGUGGACCGACCCUUUCUUAUUGAUGGCAGGAAAUUUGACAUUGGAGUGUACACCAUACUAACAUCCAUAGAUCCACUGAGAGUGUAUAUCCUAGAGUCUGAGGCUUUAUUCAGGUUCUGUUCUCAGGAUUACUACCCUUUUGAUGCCCGGGACAUCAAUAAGUAUGUGGUGGGAGACGCUUAUACACCAGUCUGGGAGAUUCCAUCACUGAAGAAGUUGUACAGAGAAUUAAAUUUCAACUUUAAGGAAUCAUUUGAUGCUUAUUUGGAAAGUCAGGGUCACAAUGCUAGGAAGCUGUGGAGUAAUAUCUCGGCUGCCAUUAAGACAGUUUAUUUACAGAAGGAGGCAGCCAUCAUUUCCGCUACAAGUAAAUACUCAUCUUCAAGGUAA